Neoarius graeffei (lesser salmon catfish) is the source of this 2710-nucleotide messenger RNA. It is a transcript of the gene m1ap, whose product is annotated as meiosis 1 associated protein. The transcript has 10 exons. Gene Ontology annotation, biological process: meiosis I; spermatogenesis; male meiosis chromosome separation. The coding region runs from base 101 to 1744 and encodes 547 amino acids. NCBI's taxonomy places the organism in Eukaryota, Metazoa, Chordata, Actinopteri, Siluriformes, Ariidae. The record is from RefSeq and is a predicted model, not a curated record.
AUCUGGUAGAAAGCGUCUGACAAAUAUCGACAUUCCAGACCAGCAGCGAGGGAGGCGGUUUAACAAGUGGCAAACCUGGUUUAACUGGAGAUUCAGAAGCAUGAGUGGCAGGAACCGGUCAGGUGCUUCAGCCAGCCAGGUGCGCCGUGCAUCAUCCUUCUCCAGUCAGCCAUCCCGCGUGCUGAUAGUUGACACGUCGCCACCUUGGUGGUCAGAGACACGUUCUGUCGUGUGUGAGGCCCUUGAGAACUUCCUCUCUCUGGCAAGCAGUCUGGAGGGACCCAGUCGAGUACCUCUCCUCAGCCUCUAUGCAGUAAACCUGCAGCAGGAGUGUCUGCUGCCGUUUGUGCAGGUGAAGGGGAAUCUUGUGCGUUUGCAUUCAUGUGUGGAGGAGCUGCGCUGUCUGCCUACGGAGGGCUGUACACGGCCACAGGUCGAGCUCCUUAAACAGGCAGUGCUGGACAGCCUGCAGCAGUACAAACACUACACCCACCAUGCAAAUCUGGGGAACAAGCUCCACAGUGGCUCUGUAGAGGUGACAGUACUGAGCAGUGAGCCGGGCCGGGCUGUAGUCAGACAGCUGGAACAGGGCCUGAAGGACUCCGACCUGGUCAGUCUGCGACAGCUGUUGGUCAUCCAUAUCGCCGUGGAACAGAACCUUACAGACAGAGAGCCAGCCUGGAGCCCAGAGUCCUGCUCUACAGAGGGCACGGAGCAGCCAGGCGAUGACCUGAUGCUAGGGGCUGAGAUGGACCUGCAGCUCGUGGAGAACAGUGUCAUCGCUGUGGAGAACGCUCUGAAGGCAUGGCUUCAUGACCAAACAGGAGAAAGAGAGCACCUUCAGCUGCUGUUACCUGCACCCGUACAAACAAACAGUCCAAAAUCCUCUCCAGCUCCUGUGUGUAUAAAGUGUGAUAUGCAGGAAAGGCUUGUGAGCCCCGCUCUUCUCCCCUACAUGCCUGAUCUUGGAGCCAAAACUGAGAGCAUACGGGACUUCCCUCCAGCUAGCAAGAGCCCGUCCAGUCAGAAGUCAGGGCCACAGCGACUCCGAGUCAUCAAAGCUUUGCGUGCAGAAGGAGUGUGUCAGUCUGUUCUGUAUGGCCUUCCACUAGUCAUCAGACCUACAACUUGCUGGCAGCUGGACUGGGAAGAGAUGGAGAGCAACCAUCAGACUUUCCACGCUCUCUGCCACACACUUCGCACCCGUGACUGGUUUCUCUUAGUGCGGUCAGAGACUGAGUUUCGUUCUGCGUCCAGCACGUUUUCCUACUACGUGCUCCAGUCUUCAGCCUCCCUCUCUCUGUUACUAAAACCUGUCCUCACUCGAGAAUUAUUAUUGCCCUGCAGUCUGCCCGUCUCAAAUGAGGACCCACCGUUCAACACACUCAAUAUGGUGGAGAGGUGUUUGGAGCAGCUGGAGACAGAGCCUGUGUUUAACCCUCUUUGUCUGGGCUGUAAUCUCUACCCAUACCUGAGGAUGAGAGGCCUGCUCUCUCGCUCCUACGGCUCUCGCUCUCAGAACCAAGCACGAGGCCAACGUAGAGACACACACCGACCAGCAGAGGGCUCCACACCUCGGCAGUUGCAGCAAGGUCGUGUCAGGGCCAUGGUCGCUCCACUGUCCUCUGCACCACCAGCCAAGAUGUCCCGCCCCCCUCUGACCCUGAGCUGCUCACGACCUCAUGGCCCAUCCGUUUGCUUAGUGGACAGUGAUGUGGAGAACAGUCGUCUGAUGACGAUCUGAGAGUGAAAGUUUGGUGUCUUACCAUUCUAGGCAGACUGUUCUCACCUUGGUUGUGUUUUUGGUUAGUGUAUAUUUAUAUAAAACUGGCCUACAUUAGUAUAAACUGACACACCACACCACAGUGCACUGCAGACCCAAACUUAUAUUUAUAGCCCGGAACACGUCCAGUUCUAAACCGAGCUGGGUUUUUUUUGUUGUUGGUGGUGGUGGUUUUUAGUAUGUACAGAAACUAACUCUAUGCAAAUACGGUAGCAGCACAAGAUAUCUUCAGAUAAGAACAGACUAAUUUACAGAAGUAGCUGAAGCCAAGUUUUAAUGCUAGAUAUUUGUCGUCAUUCACUAUUCACUAGGCCCCAUCAUUUAGUGCUUAGCAGGCAACUCUAUGUCUAAUCCAUAUACAGACAUUUUAAUAAGUUUCAAGAUCAAAUCAGUACUGCAGACAAGACAGUCUAUUAAUAAUUCGAAACAAUUCCUAAACACAACAAUUUGUAAUGAGUCAGGGACUGGACAGGGUUUGUUCCACUCACUAUGAGCUAUUAGAGGAUAAUAUGGCAACAUUACACUGCGGUACACGCCAGCCGUUUAUGCGUCUACAGCUGUUAAACAUUAGAACAGAUAAAAUGCCUCAUUCUUCACAAAAAGAAUAAGGAAGAAAAAAAAACAAUAAACCCUGUUAACACCCCUAUUUUGGCCUUAGAUGGUCAGAACACAAUAAGCAGUUUCGUUGCUUAAAAUGCUGACAGUUCUCACAGUACUUAAUUAGUAUGAUGUAUAUAGAGGGAGAGAGAGACACACACACAGGGGUGGCACGGUGGUGUAGUGGUUAGCACUGUUACCUCACAGGAAGAAGGUCCGGGUUCGAGCCCCGCGGCUGGCGAGGGCCUUUCUGUGCGGAGUUUGCAUGUUCUCCCCGUGUCCGCGUGGGUUUCCUCCGGGUGCUCCGGUUUCCCCCACAGUCCAAAGACA